Podarcis raffonei (Aeolian wall lizard) is the source of this 6275-nucleotide messenger RNA. RefSeq names its product SH3 domain containing 19 (gene SH3D19). Gene Ontology annotation, molecular function: protein binding. The transcript is spliced from 21 exons. The record is from RefSeq and is a predicted model, not a curated record. Lineage: Eukaryota; Metazoa; Chordata; Lepidosauria; Squamata; Lacertidae. The coding region runs from base 505 to 3690 and encodes 1061 amino acids.
UUUCCCUCCCUGCCCACCUCAGCCACGAGGCCGCUCUCCCCUCGCAUUCCGCCGCUCUGAUUGCUGCUCGCUGCUCCAGGUACCUCCCCCUCUUCGCCUUUUGUUUUAGUGUCAGGCAGCAGCCCAGUUUCCUGUUGAUACCGGAAUGUUGUGAAUGGGCAGGGAAACGCCACCUUCUCCUACUUCCCUCUGCCUUUCUCUUUCUCUCCCGGCCACAGCUGGGAGAGCCUCUCUUGGCGAGCGCCCUCCCAGCUCCUGCCAUUCCUUAGCCGAGACCAGAAAGAGAGCGAGGCCUUCGCAGCCUCCCCGAGAGCGCGCUUGAAACUUUCGAGGAAGGGGAAAAGCAAGAAGCGGCGGCGGCGGCGGCGCAGGAGGGACGCUUUGCCUCCUCUCCAGGCUGCGGGCGGCGGGAGCGGCAGGUGCAGGCGCAAGGGCAGCUCCAAGCCACGCCAUGGAGGAGCAGAGGGAAGCCUAAGAAAGGGGUGCUUUUCCUCCCUGUCGUCGAUGGCUGAAGCCUGGAGGCUGGAAGAAGAAGAGGAGGAGCUGAAAGAGCUCGGCAGAAGGCACAGGAGACCCAGCUUGAACCCAGCAACAGAUCGUUCUGAAAGAAAUAAACCCGACCACCGCUCUUCAGGCCAAGGCCCCCUGUCAUCCAUUAAAGCAGCAAUCAAGAGAACUUCUCGGACAUCUGGCCACAGUGAACAGCAAAGAGAGAGAAGGCGCCCUGAAAUCACAAUAGUUGCAGCUGAGCCGCUUGGGCCAUCCUCCUGGUUUCCUGGUGGAAAUCAUGUCCCUCAGCAAGGGCUAGGUUUUCAGUCGUCUCACACCCAGGCCCCUUGGAGAACAAAUGACCUUGUUUCAGCUGAGCCCCCUUCCUAUGAGCAGGUAAUCAAAGAGAUCAAUCGAGUGCAAGUCAACACUCCUAGCAACAAUAAUGCUUCCAGUGCUGUUAAUGCUAGAUGCACCACUACAUCUUCAACACAGACUGACUUUCCAGAAGAGAUAAUCAGCAAAUUGCCAGGAACAAAUGUGAAAAGUAAUCUGCAUGGUCUCUGUGAAUGCGAAAGCACUCCAGCUGUACCAAUUCCUCGAAAGCCACCUAGACCUUCAUCAUCUCUGCUGAUCAGCAAUCCUUCCAAAAAUGAGGAACUUCUAGUUGUGUUGGAAGAGGAGCAGGCAUGUCAGGAGAAGCCUAAUGCUGUAAUAUGUCCUGUUCCAAAACCAAGAUCAAAAGGCAAUCUGAAACCUUUUGUUAGAGAUACUCAAAGCAACGCACAAGACAAUCAGGAAGAAGCAAGCCAGUCAAGGACUGAAAAGGACACACCGGCAAUCCAGCUGCUGUCCUUACUAGAUGACAGCCUUUGGGACACUCAUAUGGACAGUAUGGAUAAAGAUAAGAGCCAAAGUAGCAUACUAUCUCGGAUUAAAGCUUUUGAAUCGCAAGCAAACACCGAAACAAAGAAGCCAGAAAUAUCUCCACGCUCCAUAGGCCCCAAACCCAUAAUAAGUGCAAAAAAACCUGUGGUGGCCCCAAAGCCAGUGGCCAACAGAGCUUCAGGUGAGUGGGAUUCGUGGCCAGAAAGCAAACUAAAGGUCAUUCCCCAGGAAAGGCAACCACAACCUCAGGAAGCUGGGAGCAACAUAACCAAGCCUGAAUUGCCAAAGAAACCAAAAUCAGGCAUUGUAAAAAGCAGUAGCAAUGGACUGCUUAGUUCAACAAGCCAGUCAGCUUCAGAAAAUAGUAAUGGACAGAGAAAAUCUCCCAUUCCUGCUCCUCGGCCACUUGUUCCCAAGAAGUCGGUUUCUUUUGAAAGUCCUGCUCUUCCUAUGCUUCCACUAAAGCCAAUAAGUGCUACUCCUAGGCUCUCUGUAGCUGCCCAGUCUAAUGCCUUUCGAUCCCUGGCGGAGCCCUCUGCAAGCAGCCUCUCAGCACCUCCAGGGCAGGGCAAGCCACCUGCGGAAGGAGAUCUGAUUAGCUUUGAUGAUGAUGUUUUACCCCCUAACUCAGCCGGGACUCCUCAGGAACUUACGCCGUCAGAAUCCGAUGUUGUCACUUUGCCCUCCAAACAAGAGCCUGCAAAAGAACAGGCGGUUCAACCAGCUGUUGUGCGCAAACCCACUGUGAUCCGAAUCCCAGCUAAACCAACAAAAGCUUUAAAUGAAGUUCCAGAGAGCCCUCCUCCACUUCCUACAGAAAAACCAAUAGGGAACACAUCUGGCGUUUCGGCUGGAAAACCCAAUAACAACAAAGCAACAAAAAAUGUGGAAUCUGAGCAUUCUAGUUUGAAACAGUCAUCAAAGAAUGAACCCAUAAUGCCCCCAAGGCCUGGUGAUGGAAAAACCACACCAGCUCGACCUCCUCCACCUAAGGGUGCCCCUGGAAGGCCACCACCACCAAAGUCUACCAAGGCCUCAUUGCAAAAGGGGAGAUUUUCUCGCUCAUCAUCUGACGUGAAUCUCUAUAAACAACCAGGCAAAUCAGGGCCAGGAGGCAAGAGAACAAAGAACGAUACUGCUAAAAAUCAAGACCCAGCUUUACCUCCUCGACCCAAGCCAGGCCAUCCUCUCUACAGUAAAUACAUGCUUCCUGUGCCUCAUGGAAUCGCCAAGGAAGAUAUCUCUCCACAAGAUCCCAGCCAUCUCUCUUGCAAGCGUGGGGAUGUGCUUCUGCUGGUGGACCAUGUUGACAACAGCAUCAUUGAAUGUCAAAAGGGUGAAGAAACUGGCAAAGUUCAUUCAUCCCAGAUGCAGAUAAUAACUCCACUGGAUGAGAGUUUGAAAAGCAGACAGAGGGAUUCGGACAAUAUGCGGAAGAUUUCCGACCCAGGUGUUCCUCAUGCGAUAGUGCUGCAUGAUUUUCUAGCAGAACAUACUGAUGAUUUGGACCUCUAUUCUGGAGAGACCGUUUAUCUUCUGGAGAAAAUAGAUGACGAGUGGUACAGAGGAAAAUGCAAGAAUUGCACAGGGAUCUUUCCUGCCAGCUUUGUCAAAGUUAUUGUUGAUAUUCCAGGAGAAAGCAACAGGAAAAAAGGGCACUUUUCAUCCUCCAGUAUCGUAGUCCCUAGAUGUAUAGCUCGAUUUGAAUACAUUGGAGAUCAGAAAGAUGAAUUAAGCUUUUCGGAAGGUGAAAUUAUUACUUUGAAGGAAUAUGUCAAUGAAGAAUGGGCUAGAGGAGAGCUGAGAGGCACAUCUGGAAUUUUCCCCUUGAACUUCGUAGAAAUUAUUGAAGAUCUCCCUGCACCAGAUGGUGGAACAUCACUGAAUAAGAAUUCUGUGUCUGUGUCACAGCUGGAAGGAUGUGCCGGACAGUGGUGUGAUGCACUCCAUGAUUUUACAGCAGAAACGCAGGAAGACUUGUCUUUUAAAAGGGGAGAUCGCAUCUUGAUAUUGGAACACUUGGACUCAGAGUGGUACAGAGGGAGACUGAAUGGAAAGGAAGGAAUUUUCCCUGCAGUGUUUGUUCAUGUUUGCUCAGGAGGAACACAGUCAUCACAGCCUCCAGGUACUAAGAAACAAAAAGCCAAGGCUUUAUAUGACUUCCAUGCUGAGAACGUAGAUGAACUCUCCUUCAAGGUUGGUGAUAUCCUAACUGAACUGGAGUCUGUAGAUGAAGAAUGGAUGACUGGAGAGCUACAUGGCAAAACUGGAAUAUUCCCCAAAAACUUUGUCCAGAUUAUACAUCCCUCCUGAAGAUAAAACCUAGUUUUGGACCAUCUGCCUACAGAAGCCUAUACAAGCAAAUACCUUACUAGCACAAAAGCACAUUACUGCAGGCAGCAAAGGUUGCCCUCUAUGAUCAUAUGAUCUACUCUUUGACUAUCAAAUGCAUUUUUGCACUAUUUUUAUAAAGGUAUACUAGAAUAUACAAUAUUUUGUAGACUAUACAAUAUUUUGUUUCACGUUUACACUUAUUUAGAAGUCUUGCUCACUCACUCUUCCAAGAAACGGAAUUUGGUACAAUACUUGACUGUUGGCAACUUGCAUUUUAGCAAAUGCAGCUAAAUAUUCAAGCUGCAUUCUUCCUUUCCAAUGCUAUACUAUACUUAAAUCAGUAAACACUAAAUAGCCACUGUGUGAAAACAUUAGCCCUGAUGUACAGUCUGAUCACUGUAAGGUACAGGGUUUGGUGGGUUGGGUUUUUUGUUUCAGAAACCAUGUUAAACUACUUAUUGCUUACUCCAUCACUUAGUGUUAAAGGAAUAAAAUAUCAUGAAACACGAUUCUAGAACAGUGUUUCUCAAGCUUGGGUUUCCAGCUGUUGUUGGACCUCACCACUGGUCCUGCUAGCUAGGGAUGAUGUAGUCCAACAACAGCUGGAAACCCAAGUUUGAGGAAACACUGGUCUAGAAGGUCACUCAGUUGUAUGAGCUGAUGAAGGUUCUUAUACCAACCCAUACCAUUGUUCUAUUUAGCCUAGUACUAUCUACUCUGACUGCCAGUGGCUCUACAUAGGUUCAAGCAGUAGUUUCUUGGUUGCUAUCUGAUCUUUAAUUGGUCAUAUAAAGGACUGAAUCCAAAACUGUAUGUGUGCAGGGCACAUGCUUCACCACUAAAUAAUGCAGACAAGUGGCUCAUUAUCUAGUAAUUACAGUAUAAAAGGUUCUCCUAUUCAGAAUGCUGCCUUCAAUUCAACCUGGUGCUUUAUACCCUUCAUUCUUUCAUAUUGUAUUCAAUUUUUUAAACCUUUUGCUGACUUCCCUUGUCAUCUUUUCACCAUAUUUUCUUGAACUAAGAGUACUUUUGUGUUUGAAAUAAUGUUGCAAGUGAAAAUAUGCCUCGCUAUAGGUGACAUCCAACUAAGGCAUACUCAUAGCAGAUCUGCAGAAAUCAAUGACUUACUUCAUUGAGUCUACACUAUGGCUUAGUUGGAUACCACCCUAUAUGACCGCUUCUUUAUAACAAGUUAGACAUACCAUAGUUUUGUCAAAAAUCUGUAUUGCUGCCCAUGGAUUUUGUCUUCCUGUGUGUCUCUAAAAAGUGUGUAACUUACAUCUAAGCUGCAUGCUGGUUUGUUCUUGCCUGCCUUUUUCAGAGUUCUAAGAUGAAUCUAGUUAAGAUGAUAAAGGAAAAAUAGCAUUUCGGUGGCUGUAUUAUACUUACCCUACACCUGUAAUGCAGGUCUGUGCUGAAUAAUUUUCAUUACACACACACACACACACACACACACACACACACACACACGUUAGUGUAGGAAACAGCACUUUAUGCAUAUACAUUAAAAAUCUGAUUAAGCCACAGGCAACUAGACUGAAUCUAAACUGAUCAAGAAACCGUGAAACUGCAAAAGCAAUUACAUAAAGAUUUAAGUCAAGUCAACCAUCCUAAGUCUUUCCCUGGGCCGUUCACUGACACUCCAAAAUUGUAUCUUCAAAAGAAGGAAUCUUCCAAUUGCAUCCAGAGCAGGUACUAGGCAUUUGAAUUUUAACAAUGUUUUUCAGAGACUGACUAGAACUUUUGACUACUUUUUCAUAACAUCUUGCUCAUAACAAGUUGAGUUCUACAUAAAUUAAUGUCUUCACUUUCUUCCAGCCAAUUGGGUAGUUGUAUGACAGGUACAAAUAAUUUAUUUCUGCAUGGGCAGUACAUACCCAGUCUUCUUCAGAUCCUUGCUAUAUUUAGCUUCAAAUUUUAAAACCAAAACUAUGUUAAACAUGAGGAUACUGAAAUUACAAAUACCCUCCUCUGAACAAUAUGAAACAGAAUUAACAGUACCUGGAACUGCAGGAGGCUUGCUUCAUAUCCAAGUAUACAGAAAGCUUCAAGCAGCUACAGGUUGCUUUUAAUUGCAAAUCUUUUGCAAUCUGGUCAGUUGAAGACUGAGGUGACUAAUGCUGAUCAAGAACUUACUCAAAUUGACUUUGUAAGUGACUUUCUCUAAAUUUUAUCUCCUAAUCCAUUUCAAAGUUCCCCUUUAAAAACAAGCCAAAUGUCAACUGGUUAUUUUUACACAGGACUGUCCCUGGACCCAGGAUAGUAAACCUUGUUGAUAUUAGAUGAACAGGUCUGGAGAAACCCCAUGCUGUAUUCAGAUUACUGUAAAUUUCUUCCUCCUUCCCUUGAAUAACGCAGUAAGCUGAAGAACUGUUCAUUCCGAUAGAGAAGUAGGCUUAGCACUGUACUAAGAAAGGUAAGGUAGGCAAGAUUGUUUAAUUGUACCUAAUAUGUCAUGAUUGACCACUUUCCAUCUCAUGGAAAGUUUUAUGUAUGCUACCUAAAAGGUGUACUUAAAGAAAAUUUUGGUUAUCUAAUCUUUAUAAGAACAAACUUCCUCUGUG